This is a messenger RNA of Drosophila mojavensis, 4846 nucleotides long. RefSeq lists its product as uncharacterized. Gene Ontology annotation, biological process: fibroblast growth factor receptor signaling pathway; cell differentiation; positive regulation of gene expression. Gene Ontology annotation, cellular component: cytoplasm. NCBI's taxonomy places the organism in Eukaryota, Metazoa, Arthropoda, Insecta, Diptera, Drosophilidae. The record is from RefSeq and is a predicted model, not a curated record. The transcript is spliced from 5 exons. Gene Ontology annotation, molecular function: fibroblast growth factor receptor binding; growth factor activity. Bases 1428 to 3740 code for a protein of 770 amino acids.
GAAUGAAAUUUUCGCUUUAGUCACUCGCUGGCAUUCGAUUUGACAACACACGCUGAGCGGAGGGUCCGCUGAUUGCGCCGUCGGCAGCAUUUUCAUUUUUUCGAAAUCGAACAGUUUUUCUUUUGGACGUUUGUCGUAGCAUCGCAUUGCGUCGCGUCGAUCGUGUUUUUUGAAAUUGUUUCUCCGGUUUGAAUUCAAAUAGUUUUCACCCAAUUCCCCCCAACGAAACCUCGUGAAAACUAAAGUAAAAGGAAAUACCGAAAUCAAAUGAAUAAAUAGGAAUUGUGCAAAAUAACAGCUAAAUAUUAUCUAAAGAGCAUUUUGACAGCAAUUCUAGCCGGUCACUGCUCAAUAGUUUCGAAAUUUGAAAUUUUUGACGUCGCUGCUCACGCAACUUUCACACAUUUUCCCAUUUUCCAAAAAAAAAAAAUAAAAAUAAAUAAAUAAAUAAAAUUGUAAAAUUGUCUCUCAAUAUAAAAAUAAAGAAAAAUUAUCGUCAAUGUGCACAAAAAUAUUACAAAUAAAUAAAAUUGAUAAAAAAUCAAAGUCGAGUGCAGUUUUUCGAAGAGUGCAAACCAGAAAAUGUUGAAUUGUUGCUCCAAGAAAAUUGAGCAAAUUUUGUAAAGUGUGCCAAAGUGCAGCCAAGUAAAAAAUAGAGAUUAAAAAACACAACAUAAAACGUCUACAGAAAAAUCAGUAAAGCCAAAAACAACUAAAAUCGUAAAAGUUUUGAAAGUGCAACAUGUUGGCGUUGCAGCCGCACACCUAAGGCCCUAGCAACAGCAAAAGCAACGAAUCGAGCUGCGUUGGUUGAUUUUCAGACUUGAAAGGCCGCUGUUAACUGUGCUGACAUGACUAGGAAGUCAUUGGAGUUGAUAAAAUGCAUUAUCAGCGAGGAAGACGACGAUGAAGAUCAGCAACAGCUACAGCAACAGCAACAACAUCAGCAGCAGCACAAGGAAGGGCAUCAAUCGCUGAAAUUGAAAAGUGUUCAACAAGUCUACGAUAUGAUAACCUAAAUUGGUUGCCACCAAGCGGCGAAAACUUUGUAUCAACUGGAACGCAGAACUCUAAAAGAAAACGAAUACACUGAGAAAAACAAAUAUCAUAAUUUAAACAAAAACACACAACGAAACGAAUGUAGAGAUAUAACUUCCUUUCCUUUUCCUUUUUUUUUUUUUGGUUACUCAAACGGGGCGUUCAUAUGUUUCAACGAUAUUUAAGGGCGUGUCGCACGCCCAGCAACAACUGACAAACUUGAGGCAGCAACAAAUUUGUAUAAACAGCAAACCAGCCAAGUACUUUGAACAAGAAAAUAAAAAGAAAGGUGAAAAGCAACAGCAACUGCAACAGCAACUGCAACUGCAAUUGCAACAGCAGCAGCAACAGCAGCAACAACUCUUGUGCAACUGUAAUUGUAAUCUUUCAUGCGAAGAAACCUGCGCUUGAAUUGGAGGGCCCUGGCGCUGCUGGGCGCCCUCCUUUUAUCGAUUGAGACCCGGGCGGGUCUGUCGUUUGCCGUAACGACAAUGUCGAGCCAAGACACAAAUAGUACGCAAACAAACAGUAGUAAUGCAAACAAUAAUAACAACAACAAUAACAAUAGCAGUAGCAAUAACAAUAAUCAAUAUAAUAGUAAUAGUUCCAUGCAAAGUGAUCAUAGUCAUAAUAGUCCUCUAUUCCUGCUGAGGCGUGAAUAUAGUUUAGAUCAAAAUCAAAGUAUUAGCGCUGAAUUUAAUAUGCGAACAUUAAACAACACAAAUCAAUCAACUGCCAUAAGCCCAACCACCACAGCAACACCCAACAGCAGCAGCAGCAGGAGCAUCACAACAGAAGCAACAGUUGCUGAUGCAGAUCGAUUGGGAUUCAUUUUCUCAUCUGCGCCGCAUGAACAUUUGGCCAUACUCUCACGCACCGAGCGCAGCAUACGACAUCAGCAUCAGCAUCUGCAUCACCAGCAACUGCACCAGAGACAGCAGCAACAGCAGCAGCAACAGCCGACUGCUGCCACCAACAGCAACAGCAACAACAACAGCAAUUUCAUUGGUUCGAAAUCGAAAAGACUGAAUAACUCUAGAAAUAAUCUACACAUAAAUAGUAGCAAUAACAACAACAGCCACAGCAACAGCAACAUAUUCAACAAUAAUCCCAGCAAUUUGGAUCGUAACGAACGCUCCACAAUUUCCCAUUUGGCGGGACCAUCUCGCAAAAUACAGUUAUAUAUGAAGAAUCGUAUACUGCAAAUACUGCCAGAUGGCACCGUCAAUGGCACGCAGGACGAGCAGAGUGAAUACACCAUUCUGCAGCGCUCCACUGUGGAUGUGGGUCGCAUUAAGAUACAAAGUGUGGCAACCUGCUUGUAUCUGUGCAUGGAUGCGUGUGGCGCGGCCUAUGCCUCGAAAGAAUUCGACGACAACUGUGUGUUCAAUGAGAACAUGGAGCUGCACAACUACAACACAUACUCCUCCACAUACAACUCGAAUGCGAGACGAGUGUUCUAUUUGGCGCUGACUGGCCAAGGUGCGCCGCGUCGCACACAAAUUCCGGCGACCAGGACAUUGGGCAAGCUGUCCACCUACACGAAUGCGAUCACCGAGACGGUGCCGCAGCAGCGGGUCGAGCAGCUGAUAGCCAAGAACUUUGGUGCCAAUCGCGUCAAGCAUGGCGUGCGCCAACUCUGUGAUACCGGCAAGCCGCUGAUUGAGCUCAUCGAUGCGCUGCACUUUAAGCCGCGACCCAAAUGCAGCAGCAGCAGCAGCAGCAACAGCAGAAGCAGCAGCAGCAGCAGAAGCAGCAGCAGCAGUAGUAGUAGCAAUAGCAUUAGUAGUAGUAGUAGCAGUAACGUUCCUGUGCCUGCGUACAGCGCCAGCAGCCUGAUUAGUAUUAGUAACGGUAGUCAAAGCGACAGCGGCCAUAUUAGCAGUAGCAUUACCAGUAACAAUAACAAUAACAUUAACAGUAGCAGUAGCAGUAGCAGUAGCAGUAGCAGUAGCAAUAGCAGUAAUCUUAGCAGUAACAUAACCCAGCACAAGAGGAAGAAAAAGCUGCGCAAGUGCCGGCCGCACGAGCAGGAGCAAACGCACAACUGUCAGAGGCGUGGCACACUCCAGCGCGGUCCCAAGGCCCAGCUGUGCAAGGACCUGCGCGACGAGGCAGCCAGAACAGGUGCGCCGCCGCCCAAAUGUGGCAAGAAGUCCGGCAGCCCUGCAGCCAAACGCAAAGCCGCCGCAGCGUCAGCGUCUGGUGUCGUCGCCAAGGGCGUCAUGCAAAGGCCAAGGCCAGGCGGCGCGUCUGGCAAGCGAAAAGCGCCCAAGCAGCGCCCCAACGCACCCAAAAGGCAGCGGCCAGGCAAUGCCAGCAAACGCAAUAGUACGAGAAAGCUGCAGCGCCUGCUCGACCCGAGCAGCACGACUGUGAGAACGACAACGACGACGAGCACCACAGUGGCCAGCAGCCUGGCAACGCCGGGCUACAGCAACAGCUGGGAGAGCAGCUCAUCGCUGCCUGCUCUGGCGCUCAGCGAGACGAGCGAUCGGGUCGAGCGCAAUGUGCGCAUGUCCCACGCCAGCGUUGAGGAGCCACAGAGCGAAGACGAUGCGGAGGAGGAGGACGACGACCUGCCGGAGCUGGACUCGCAGGAGGAGCCGGAAAGCAGCUACGAGAAUGCCACGCUGGAGGGCCAGGCGCGCGGCUCCGCUGUGGACGACUCGGUCUACUACGAUCAGCUUGAUUUGCAUUAAAAUGGAAUUGCAAAAUGAAAAUAUUAAGUAAUCCCACUAUAUGACUAAGAAAUCGAGCAAGAUCUUGUAAAAAGUUUGGCUUGAGUAUGCGAUAUUGUAAUUUGCAAGUUUUCAUACACCCACACACACCACACAACACACACACAUACACGUACGUACAUACACACCGAGAAAUGCAAUACACUGCACAACACACCACACAACCACAAAGCAAAACACCGCAUCGAAGAUAUACAUACACCUGAUAUGUAUAUGAUGUUUAUCCAACGACUGUGGUCCCAAAAAGUAUUUUUGAUGCAGCGCCCAGAUGUCGAUAAUUAUCGAUAAAAAUAAUAGCUUGAUGCGCGUCUGCAAUCGAUCACGAAUAAGAAUAUCAAAUUAAAUGAUGUAUUACUACAAAACGGAGUCUCGAGUAUUUUUUGCUUAAGUGUUUUUCUAUUGGCACCGAUCCAUAUAAAGCGAAAAUAUUUAUAUACAUAUAUAUAUCAAAUUGCACGCUCAUAUUAUACUUUAUUAACAACUAUUUUAUUUAUCGAUCAAAUAACUCAACUAGCCAAAUAUACAAUUUACUUUAGCUAUUUACAGGCUAUUCGAAAUACUUGAGUCUCUGCUCUUAAACUUUUAAACAAAUAACAUAAAUAAUACUCAAAAAUACGACCACUCAAAAUUGAAGAAAAAGGCAAAAAACAAAAUCUGAAACAAUGCAAAGCUUGCAAAAGUUAUAAAACAUGUUUUCCUUAUACAGCAAAUCAAUAUUAUAAAUAUAGAAGCAACAGCAAGAGUCUAUAAGUACAUAUGUGCAAAAUGUGACAAUUCGAAUAGUUCGCAUGCGAAAAUUGUUUUGUAAAUAGAUUUACGAUUGCGAUUAGUCAGUCAGACGAUUAUUAUAAAUAUCCCCACUUAUAUAUAAAUACAUAUAUUUAUAUAUUCAAUUUAAUUGUGGUAUUGUCGAACCUCGCUGCCUCUCAGUACGUAGUCUAAGCUAUGUGAACCAAUCUUAAGUGCGGCAAAACGAAAAUCAUGAAAAUCCUAAAAGCCAUAAACGAAACAAUAAAGCCAACGAAAAAAACGAUAAAACUAUUAAAAAAAAAAAAAAAAAAAAAAAA